AUGGGUUAUUACUUAUUUCCCAACGUUGCAGAUGCUGAACCAUUAGAAUUUCCUCACAUGGUUUUGUUGGGCUAUAGUGAAAAACCAGACAUCAAUUCAUGGGCAUGUGGAGGAUCGCUGAUAAGUAAGAGAUUUGUACCAACAGCAGCCAGUUGUGAACAUUUGGGAAAUAAAGAUGAACCGAGAUUUGCAAAUUGGGCUCGCGUAGGUGAACUAGACUAUAUCUCGGAAACGGACCAUGCCAGUCCUAAAGACUACAAAAUUAUACAACGCAUAAUACAUCCAAAUUACAAAUCAACUUCGUUGUACCAUGAUAUAGCAUUGUUUCGUUUAGAAAGAGAUGUAGAUUUCUCUCCAUAUGUACGAUCUAUAUGUCUGAAUACAAAUAAUAAGUUAAAACCGAGUAAUAGCUACGAAAUGGCUACGGGUUGGGGAAAAACUGACGUAGCUUUACUUCCAAGCUCACACUUAUUAAAAGUAUCUAUGAACACUAUUUCGGCGGAAUAG
Messenger RNA from Macrosiphum euphorbiae (potato aphid), 507 nucleotides. NCBI's taxonomy places the organism in Eukaryota, Metazoa, Arthropoda, Insecta, Hemiptera, Aphididae. The record is from the annotation of a GenBank genome assembly.